This is a messenger RNA of Conger conger (European conger), 8680 nucleotides long. RefSeq names its product phospholipase C, beta 3 (phosphatidylinositol-specific) (gene plcb3). Gene Ontology annotation, biological process: phosphatidylinositol-mediated signaling; lipid catabolic process. Gene Ontology annotation, molecular function: calcium ion binding; calmodulin binding; phosphatidylinositol-4,5-bisphosphate phospholipase C activity. Lineage: Eukaryota; Metazoa; Chordata; Actinopteri; Anguilliformes; Congridae. The record is from RefSeq and is a predicted model, not a curated record.
UUAAAUGCCUGUCUGAAAAGACAGAGAAAGGCAAAGAACACUCCCCCGUCUGCUUGAUUUUUCUUCGCUUCCUUACCCUCUCGUUCUGUUUCCUAUGUCUCUCACUCCGUCUUUUUUUUUUUUUCAGAAAACAUGAAGGAGGAAAGAAGUGAAGAUUCCAGUCGGGACGAUUGUCCAGUGAAAGUUUAAAAGAAGCUUCCGAAGCGUAGAGAGGGAAGAAAGUACGGGGACGGAUGAGAGGAAGGGAGGAAGGAGGGAAGGAAGGAAGGAAGGAAAGAAUAAAUUAAGUAUUCUACAAAACGAUAAAGGAUAAAUAAAUAAACAGCAUAUUAACUCUUAAACUGAUCGACUGCGCGGCGCGUCAGGCUUUAGUAGGUUAACCCGUGAAGUAAUACGAAUGUGCUGGUCUACUUUUAAAGAAGUGCACACUGUACGUUGCAUGUUUGAGUUGCCGUAACCGAAGACUAGCAACUUCGCGGACGCUCCCCGGAAAGCCCCAGAUCGCAAGGACCCAGGCACCGACUUGUCAGGUCGCCGAAGCCGGACGAGAGGCGUUGCCACCCGCCGUUAUUGGAAAAUGGCUGGGGCAAAGCCGGGAGUCCACGCUUUGCAACUUAAACCGGUGUGCGUCCACGAGACCCUGAAGAAAGGCAGCAAAUUCGUGAAAUGGGACGAAGAGCCGACGCUCGUGACGCUGAAAGUGGAUCCUCAAGGGUUCUUCCUCUAUUGGACUGGGACCAACAAGGAGGUGGACAUAUUGGACAUCAGUCUAAUCAGGGACACCAGGACGGGGAAAUUCUCGAAAAUGGCGAAGGAUCCUCGGGUUCGUGAUGUGGUGGGCCAGGGGAAGGGCGAGGGCGGGUGCCCGGAGGUGAACUUGGUCACGGUGGUCUACGGCUGCGACCUGGUCAACGUCUCGUUCCUGACCUUCCAGGCCCUGCAGGAGGACACCGCUAAGGUGUGGACGGAGGAGCUUUUUAAACUGGCCACAAACAUCCUGUCCCAGAAUGCCUCCCGCAGCACCUUCCUCCUGAAAGCGUACACUAAGCUCAAGUUGCAACUGGUUCAGGACAAAAUCCCCGUGAAGAAUUUCCUCAAGAUAUUUUCCGACAAGAAGCGCGUGGAAACGGCGCUGGAGCAGUGCGGCCUUAUCGCCAAUAAGGCCGAGGUGCUGAAGCCAGAGGACCUGACGUGGGAGAUGUUCCAGACCUUUCUCAGCACCCUGUGUCUGAGGCCCGAGAUCGAGCGCAUCUUUGUGGAGCUCGGGUCCAAGGGGAAGCCCUUCCUGUCCCUGGAUCAGAUGCUGGACUUCCUGAACCGCCGCCAGAGGGACUCCCGCCUGAACGAGGUGCUGUACCCGCCCCUGAAGAGGGACCAGGUGCGGCAGCUGAUGGAGAACUACGAGCCCAACGCCAGCCAGCUGGAGCGAGACCAGAUCUCUCUGCUGUGCUUUAGUCGGUAUCUGGAAGCAGAGGACAACUCCAUCGUUCCCUCAGAGAGACUGGACAUCAUCGACGACAUGACCCAGUCUAUCGCACACUACUUCAUCAACUCCUCACACAACACAUACCUCACAGUGGGGCAGUUGACAGGGCCGUCGUCGGUGGAGAUGUACAGGCAGGUGCUGUUGACAGGCUGCCGCUGCAUAGAGCUGGACUGCUGGAAGGGCCGCCCGCCGGAGGAGGAGCCCUACAUCACCCACGGCUUCACCAUGACCACGGAAAUCCCCUUCAAGGUGCGCGAACGCUCCCCACACCCCCCCUUCCCUACCCCACCCAGCCCACCUGUCCACCUGAGGGUGAUCGAGGCCAUCGCGGAGAGCGCCUUUAAGAAGUCGCCGUACCCUCUCAUCCUCUCCUUCGAGAACCACGUGGACUCUGUGGCGAACUGCCCGCUGAAUGACGGGGACAUGGGGCUGCAGAUGUCCAACGGGGAGGAGAAGCUGUUCAAAGAUGGACCCCGCAAGUCUAUCGACCGAGGGGACGGCGAGAGUGAGGAUGAGGAGGAGGAAGAGCCGGCGGCGGAUCUGAAGAAGCCAAUAGUGAUGAGAGAUGUGAAUUUCUCUCAGGGCACAGCGAGCAGUGAGGACGCCACGGAGGAGAUGUCCAACCUGGUGAACUACGUGGAGCCCGUCAAGUUCAAGAGCUUUGAGGUGUCAACCAAGAGGAACAAGUACUAUGAGAUGUCCUCUUUAGUUGAAACUAAAGGCAUGGACAUCCUGAAAAGUUCCCCCCUUGACUUUGUGAAGUACAACAAGAUGCAGAUGAGCCGUAUCUAUCCCAGAGCACCAGGGUAGACUCCUCAAAGCUACAUGCCCCAGAUCUUUUGGAAUGUCGGCUGUCAGAUGGUGGCGCUAAACUUCAAACCCUCGGUCAGUGCCUCUCUCGCACACCACACGCUACGACUGCCGAUUGAGCUGAACAUGGGGUGUGUUUGAGUACAACGGCACUGUGGCUACCUCCUCAAACCCGAGUUCAUGAGGCGCACAGACAAAGAAUUUGACCCCUUCACCGAGAAAACUGUGGACGGCAUUGUAGCCAACACGAUCAAGAUCAAGGUGAUCUCGGGUCAGUUUCUGUGUGAUAAGAAGGUAGGGGUGUGUGAAGUGGACAUGUUUGGACUUCCUGUUGACACUAAGAGGAUUCGCACAAAGACCUCUGCCAACAACUCCCUGGACCCUGUGUGGGAGGACGAGACCUGCAUCUUCAACAAGGUGGUGCUGCCGACUCUGGCCUCCCUGAGAGUGGCCGUGUUUGAAGAGAACGGCAAAUUCAUCGGCCACCGCAUCCUGCCCGUCUCCGCCAUCCGACCAGGCUACCACUACAUCUGCUUGAAGAAUGAGCUCAACCAGCCCCUCAUGCUGCCCUCUCUGCUGGUGUACACUGAGGUCCAGGACUACAUCCCCAACGAGCACCAGGAGGGUGUGGAGGCACUGAUUAACCCUAUCAAACACCUGGGCCAGAGGGAGAUGCAGCUGGCUGCACUCAUGGAGGACAACGUCGAGCAUGUGCAGGAGAAGUCGGAGGAAAAGGAUGGUCUGGAUGUGUACCCCACGAUAGAAGGUGGCUUUGUACCCCCAACCACCCCACCGCCCCCUGCCCCAGUCACUGAUGUUUCCAGCCCCCAAGGAGCAGGACAGAAGGAAGACCUGAUAGCCGCAGUAUUAGCAGACAUCCAGCCUCAGUCGACAGAGGAGCUGAAACAGCAGAAGGCCUACCUGAAGCUGCUGAAGAAGCAGUGCAAAGAGCUGAAGGAGCUUCGCAAGAAGCACCUGCGGAAGAUCUGGUCUCUGAGUAAGGACCAGCGUAGCCAUAACACCCAGCUGCGCACGGACACCCAGAGACAACGCAGCCAGAUGAUGAAGAUGAGUAUCAAGAGGAACGAGCCCCCGGAGCAGGUGCAGAUGCAGCUCUCAGCGCUGGACGUGGAGCUGGAGAACCAGACAGUGCAGCUCAGAGAGUGGCAGAUGCAGCAGCUGCUGCAGCUCCGCCAGACACAGCACCAGCUGGAGAGGGCCAAGAAGCACGCGCACCUGAGAGAGUCCCAUGUGAAGCUACAGGACACGACACAGGAGUGCCAGCAAUCCCAGCUGAAGAAACUCAAGGACAUCUGUGAGAAGGAGAAGAAGGAGCUGCAGAAGAUUCUGGACAGGAAGCGACACAACAGCAUCAGCGAGGCCAAGACCAGGGAACGGGAGAAGGCCGAGGCGGAGCUGAAUGAGAUCAACAGGAAGCACAUCGCCGAGUCCGUCUCCUCCAUCCGCGGACUGGAGGACGCUCAGAAGCUGAGGCAGGAGAAGCUGGCUGUGCGGCACCGUGAGAUCUUGCAGUGCAUCGAGGAAGACCUUCCGCUGAUGCAGUCCCAGUUGGAGAAGGACAUGGACGCGGAGCUGCAGCGGCUGCCGGAGGAAAUCCGCCAGUACCUGCAGGGGGAGCUGGAGAGCAAGGGCAUGCGGAGCGACGCGCUCUUCAGCUCGCUGUCCAGCUACGACAGCCCCGGCUCCGGGCCGCCGUCCAACAGCAGCACCCCCCCGUUCCACUCGCCCAAUCGCAGCUGGCAGGGGGGGCGGAGCCUGGACAAUAGCACCGCCUCAUUGGUGGAUUCCUCCUCCUCUAGCACGCCAGUCAUGUCGGAGACGGAGCUUGCAUCAGUAUAGCUCCACCCCCGCCCCUCCUCCGCCCCACUGGAUUAUUUUACUAGAUAUAAUAGUACCUUUCUUUUUGUUUUAGUGUUGCUUUUGUCCAUUUGUUAUUUCAUUGUUUUUACGCUUUUUAAUUUGAUGCCAUUCAUCCUGGUUAUCAGGGUACGCUUUUGUGCUUUUGUUUUACAAACUGUACCUUUUUUUUUUUUUUUUUUGUCAGCAGUUUUACCAAAGCCGCUUGAUAUUUUACAACUGUCGGGUUAUGGGGGAUCUUUUAUUUAGUUUUAGCUUGUGGGCAUGAAGGGGGAAGUUCUGUUCCACAGUCGAAUUUAUUUAUUUACUAUGUACUUGCGCCAUCUGUGCUUGCAGUUGCAGUGAUUUUAUGAGUCCACCAGGUGGAGACAUUGUCAGGAGCAAUACCUGGUGUGAGAAUGUGCUGUGUGGCGCUGUGGAAAGGGCUUGUUUACAUAAUGAACUAUUCCCCGAGAGCUUGCCCCGCAGGACAAGACCAUCCUGUGUUUAUCGCCAGGCAGCUUUGUAGCUGCAGACAGGGAGGUAAUGAUAUUGAUGUAAAAAUAUCCUCAGUAGGUAAUUAUCGCUGUCACUGGAGCUGCUGGUGGGACUGAGGACCGGGGCGGGAGGCUGGAGACGUGCGGAGCCUGCCUUCCACCCCGUCGGGUUAAUGUGUGGGAGGACGAGGCCAGGGCCUCAGGUACAGUGUGUAGGGAACUGUGUAUGCUUCUGGCGUGUGUGUGUGUGUGUGUGUGUGUGUGUGUUUACACGUGGGUAUGUGGGACGUGUGUAUGUUGAGGUUUGUGUGUGUAAAUGUGCAUUUGUGUUCUUUUGUGUGGUGUGCGUGUUUGUGUGUGCUUUUGCUUGGUGUGCGUGUGUGUAUUUGUGUGUGUGUGUGUGUGUGUGUGUUUAUGUACAUGUGGGUAUGUGGACGUGUGUGUGUGUGUGUUUGUGUGUGUAAAUGUGCAUUCGAGUGUGCAUUUGUGUGGUGCGUGUGUGUGUGUUUGUGUGUGCGUUUGUGUGGUGCGUGUGUGUUUGUGUGUGUGCGUGCUUUUGUGUGUGUAUGUACUCGUAUGUAUAUAUAGUUUGAAUCUCAGACCAGCCAACAGUCGGUUCGAAAUUUUCCAUUAUGCUGAAGCAUAAGACCUCUGUCCAUAGCGUAUUGGGUCUGCGAGGGGAUUUACAUAUAAUCCGAACUUGCCAAGUAAUUGGUACAGUGGCCAAAGACCCUGCCUCCAUAACAGCUUGGCAGGAUUGUGGCUUUCUAGGAGUCUCCCCCCCCCCCCCCCCCCCCCUCAUAGCAGAGGAUUGUGGAAAAAUCCGAGCCCUUUCUUUGAUAUUAAAUCUCCCCCUGGAUUCACGGUACCUGAUCCGCUGCUUAAAACUGUUGGGUAAUACAGAGCAGAGAAGCGCGUUUUCCCCCUUGUAGUAUUGUAGUGUAUUAGGGGUCGUUUUAUUUAUUAAUUUUUUGUUAUAAUCUCCGGGAGAAGAUUGGCCUAAAUCACUUUUUUGGCCUCUGGUCGCCCCUCAUCUCCUCCCCUCGUGGCAGUUUAAAGUCGUUACAGAGGAGCGGUUAAUGAAUAAACGAGCGUAAGACGGGGCUUAUGUCCCGAAUCGACUCGUGCCACUGAGCGGGGUUCCCAGUACUGGGAUGGCCUCUCACAGUGGUGUCCAUGAUGAGAUUUUAGACGAAGCAGACAUGUCUAAAACCGUAGAAAGGGAGAUUGUGCUUUAUGGGCAUGUCUAAAACCGUAGAAAGGGAGGGAGCUCUUUUUUGGACGUCACCCUCGACUCGCCCUUGUGUAAAUUAAAAAAAUGUUGGCAACCUACUGUAUGCAUAUAAGGACAGUACAUGGUCCUUUUGUUUCUAAUUCCCAGAGAUGACCUGCGCUAGCACAUAUCUGCCACACAAUAUUGGUUAACCACAAAGACUGCACAUUACUGUACAAAGAACAGACUGUGUGAGUGUGUGUGUAGGAGUGUGUGUAGUAGUGUGUGUGUGUGUGUGUGCGAGUGUGUGUAGUAGUGUGAGUGUGUGUAGUAGUGUGUGUGUGUGUGUGUGUGUGUGUGUGUAGGAGUGUGUGUGUGUGUGUGUGUGUGUGUGUGUGUGAGAGUGAGAGUGAGAGUGUGUAGGAGAGUGUGUGUGUGUGUGUGUGUGUGUAGGAGUGUGUGUGUGUGUGUGUGUGUGUGUAGGAGUGUGUGUAGUAGUGUGUGUGUGUGUGUAGGACUGUGUGUGUGUGUGUGAGAGUGAGAGUGUGUGUAGGAGAGUGUUUGUGUGUGUGUGUGUGUGUGUUGAUCAAAAUGAACGGUACCUGUCUGAAUUGCAUGGCUGGUGUGUGGCCUGACUUUCAGCUUCCUGUGGUUUUGUUCUGUUCUUGUCCUUUUGUAUGUUUAGAGCCCAGGUAAUGCAGGAUGUGCAUUUGGGUUUUGAUAAUUAGCGAGGGGGGUGGACCGUUUUCAUUUCUGUGGUCGUUUUGUCUGUUUUACGUGUUUUAUUUUAUUUUAUUUUAUUUUAGAUUUACACAAAUUUUUACUACUGACUAAUGGUGCAGAUGGGGAAGGAGGCCUGGAAGAGGGGGGAGAGUGUGUGUUGCUGGCGGCAGUUGAAGCAACUCUGAGAUGCUCAGGGUGUUAAAGGCCUGAAAGGUUACACAUACACACAGAUAUACACACUCGCAUGCGCGUACACACACACACGCACACACACACACACACACACCCAAACACUCACACAACCUCCUCUCCAAUCCCCCCCCCAUCUGACGCUUGCUGCCUGUCUGUCAUUUUAGUAUUUGGGGGGAGAAAGUUAACAGUAACCUUCUCAAUAUCUAUUUAAACAUUUUAACUUUUUUUAACUUUUAUUUUCAAAUGUCUUUUUUUGCUCCACAUCUGCCUAAAGUACAGAUUUCAGUUGAUCAUGGCAAUCUGGCUGUGUGCUGGAUAAAUACCCUUUCCCCUGGUGCGUGUGUUCAUUGUGUCCAUGUUUCCCCGGUAAUGCCUCUCUCAAAGCUGUACAAUGGUUUUUUGAGGCUUACACGAUUCGGUUCUGGUUUUGGAAGAGUGCCGAGAAUAAUAACAGUGUACGUACUACCAUAUGUCAGGUUAUUUCAAAAGCAGCCCGGCUAUAUAUGAAGCUCUAUAUUUAGAGUGCGUCAUCGUGGCUAGAUUUGCGUGUUGCUUGUUUGUUAACUGAGGGGUCUUUUGCGAUGAAAUGGCUCAAUCUUGCCAGCUUUACAGGAUCUGUUAUUCAAAUUUGUUUCCUUAACAACCAUGGGAUGAGAUGUAAGGGAAUAUUGUUCUGCUGUAGUGUCGUGUUCGAUCCCAACUCCCCACCUGUGCCAUGUGUACGUUUAUGUACCUGUCUGUCGGCGUGGUUUUGUAUUUACGCACUCCUGCUCAGACUUGCGAGUGUUUUGUAUGUGUUGUAUGUACUGUUAAGAGAAUAUUUUUCAAAGGUAUUGCACUUUUAUUUCCCUUUUAUUCCUUCUCUUUUUGCAUACCGUGUUUAGCCGGUGCUUAGCGAUGUCACUUCCUGUUUAGUUUAGACCGGUAGCAGGAUGUGGAGCUUGCUACUGUGUUGGCUCGCUCCGUUCAGCAUGCUGAAUCAGGAACACUUCCUGAUGCGGUCUGUGCUGAAUGUUCGGCUAAAGGACUGUAGUGGAGGAACCUUUAGCCGGAACCAUUUCAUUCUAAGAUGGCCGCUUCCCCUGCGGUCGUCAUGGAGACCCUAACAGCCCAGUGUAAGUAGGGAGCACAGUGCAAGGCCGUUACCCCUGAGGGAGAUUAUUCUGCUGUGUGUGUGUAUAAUGUCAGUGGGCUAAGGUUCAUCGCCUUGCAGGCCCAGUUUGAAGAGUACGGAUGCACAAAGCUCACGGUACACGUGGAAGAUGUGAUGUCAUCAUCAUCACAGAAAGAGUAAUGGUGUUUAUUUUUAUUUACCUAACAGGGUUAAGAUUGGGUUCAUGAAGAUAUGUUUAUCACUACCUCCUCACAUUCCUGAUAAUUGCUACACCAGAGCUUUUGUUUAGUUGGUGGUGGUCGCCAUGUAGUCCGAGUCCAAGUCAAGUUUACGUAGAUUUGGGAUGGCCAAGACUUGUUCAGCAACACAAUGGAAGCGCUCAGGCCCCUUAUGACCCUUAAUGACUAAUGACUAGACAUUUCCGGCUGACACAAGAAACGACGCCAAUGAGCUUUCAUUGAUUUCAUUAUGAGCGGCCAUUUUCUUUGCCUUUCAACAACGGCAGUGCCACCGCAAUCUGACACAUUUCUCUCACGGGCAGGCAGUCGGUCUCUCUCCCCUCUGCGUUCUGUGCAGUCUUAUAGUGAUUGACCCGCAACCUUCUGCCAUUUACGCCUCGCAUACUCUCAUUUUGUGUCUGUCUUUCUGAAAGAAACCCUUGGUAUGUUAACACUGUAUGUAGAAAUCACUUGUACGUCUAGUGAAAGGGAAUGAUAUCAUUCAGGAUGUAAUUUUUAUUGUCUUGAUAAAUAAUAGAACUGUACAUUCAAUAAAUACAAAAAAUUGUU